This is a messenger RNA of Polistes dominula (European paper wasp), 771 nucleotides long. RefSeq names its product chymotrypsin-2-like. Gene Ontology annotation, biological process: proteolysis. Gene Ontology annotation, molecular function: serine-type endopeptidase activity. The record is from RefSeq and is a predicted model, not a curated record. Lineage: Eukaryota; Metazoa; Arthropoda; Insecta; Hymenoptera; Vespidae.
AUGGCACGUAAAAAUAUAAUAAAGGCAAUCAUUGCUUGCCUUUUUGCAAGUAUCGUUAGCACCGUAUACUGUGAACCACCUGAAGCUUUGGUCGGCGCUUCGCUUGCUCGAGAUAACGAAUUUCCAUACUUGGUAUCCAUAAGGAUAGACAAUAACCUUCAUUGCGGUGGUUGUAUCAUUGGUCCAUAUCACAUCCUUACUGCAGCUCACUGUGUGGUACCUUUGUUAGACGCAGAACCAGGUGAGGUAACCAUUGUUGCUGGAACGAACAAUCUUUACUCCGGUGGUCAAGUCUACGAACCUAGUCUUUAUAUUCGUCACCAUGACUUUAACCCGAAGAAUCCUUGGAUAAACGACAUCGGUAUCAUCAAGCUUGCCAGCCCAAUCGAAUUCAACGAUCGUGUAAAACCUAUUGCUCUGCCAACCCAAAAACCACCAGUCCACACUAAUGCCAUAAUCGGUGCUUGGGGUGCAACCUCUAGCUACCCAAGAAGAGCUUCUCCUUUGCUCAGAAAACUUAAUCUCAAAACAUUGUCUCAAGAUGAAUGCCAAAGUUAUUUCAGUUCCAUAGAUAUCAAAUCAUCUCAGAUCUGUACUCUCGUACAAAAGAAUGUUGGAACGUGUUCCGGUGACAGUGGCAGCCCAUUAUCCCUCUUUAAUGAAGUGAUUGGUAUCGUUUCUGGAGGAAUUCCUUGUGCUCGUGGAAUACCUGAUGUCUUCACCAGCGUUUACAGUUAUCUUAGUUUUAUUAAAUACGCAAUAACUCUUUGA